AUGGCAAAAAGACCAUUAAACAAACAAGCAUUUUUCGAAGAAGUGAAUACUAUAUUCUAUACAAAAAGGAAUGAAAUAAUUUCAAAAGAUGAAAUCAAGACAGGAUCAAAAAUCAAGAUCCAUAACUUCAAGAAUAAUGAAAGAAAACCAAUGGACAAAUCUAAGGCUAAAUGCUUUAAAUGUCAACAAUACGGUCAUUUUGCAAGAGAUUGUACUAAUGAAAGAAAAGAAUCCUUCAAAAAAAUUGAUUCUAGAAGAAUGACAAAAAACUUUCCUAAAACAUUCAAACGACCAUGUCAAUACUGCAAAAAGUUUCCACCAAGACAAGAAAGAACAUGUCCAAGAAAUAAUAGAAAAUAUUACAAUGGAUCAAGAAGUAACUAA
Messenger RNA from Cetraspora pellucida, 384 nucleotides. The record is from the annotation of a GenBank genome assembly. Lineage: Eukaryota; Fungi; Glomeromycota; Glomeromycetes; Diversisporales; Gigasporaceae.